Messenger RNA from Episyrphus balteatus (marmalade hoverfly), 968 nucleotides. It is a transcript of the gene P32, whose product is annotated as complement component 1 Q subcomponent-binding protein, mitochondrial. Lineage: Eukaryota; Metazoa; Arthropoda; Insecta; Diptera; Syrphidae. The transcript has a single exon. The record is from RefSeq and is a predicted model, not a curated record. Gene Ontology annotation, biological process: cytosolic ribosome assembly. Gene Ontology annotation, cellular component: mitochondrial matrix. The coding region runs from base 90 to 878 and encodes 262 amino acids.
CACCCCACGUGUGUCAAAAAGUAAAAAGUUUUUUUCAAAGCCGGUCGGCCGCUCCAUUAAAAGAAAAAAAUUACGUAAAAUUUAAAAAAAUGUCGGCAUUCUUCAGAGGUAUUUCAAAAAUUAGUGCUAUUUCAAGCAAUACACUGAAAAAUGUUAACCAAGUGCGUAGUUUGAGUUUUUUGCCAAAAACCUUAUCGGUUACACCAUUGAACACCAAUGUCCAAAAACUCCAACCUAACAACAUGGCAGCGGCCGCAGCUCCUCGUUUUGCUCACACAAAAAGUGCCAAAGAAUUAGUUGAAUUCUUAACCGAAGAAAUUCUUGCCGAAAAGAAAGCCCAAAACAUCAAAACUGUUCCAACAUCCGUUGAUGGAUUCAACGUUAAUUUGUAUGGCGCCGAUGUUGAACUUGUGAAACAAAUCGAAGGAGAAAAAAUCAUAAUCAGUUUCAAUGUCAAUCACACAGUUGAUGCUGAUGAUGAAAGUCCUGAAGUCGAUAUGGGCAGCUCGGAGAAACCUGACAUGGCUGAGAUGCGCAGCAAACCCACAUUCGAAGUUGACAUUAUCAAAGGCAACACUACUUUGUCUUUUACUUGCUCCUUUUUGCAAGGACAAGCCCAAGAAGGCGAAUACAAUGAUGUCUUUGGCAUCGAUGAAUUGUGUAUUUUCGAGGGCGAAUGGAAUGAGAAGGUGUACGCUGUUGCCGGAGACGUACUCGAUGGCUACUUGUACGAUUUGUUGAUGAAUCUGUUGGAAGAGAAGGGAAUUAGCAAUGAAUUUGCUGACAAAUUGGCAGACUUCAGUACAGCCUACGAACAUGCUUCGUAUAUUGGCUUUCUAGAACGUUUGUCGAAAUUCACGACUCCCGGCGCAAAGUAGAGAAAUGCGCGCAUGGGAAAUUUAAUUCAUAUUUUAUUAUUUCAUCGUAUUUACUGUUAUUAUUAAUAAAAAUAUAAGUAGGAACUAAAA